GCCGCUCCCGGCCGCGGCCAUGCCCAAGCGGGGCUGCCCCUUCGCGGACGCGGCCCCGCUGCAGCUCAAGGUCCGCGUGGGCCAGAGGGAGCUGAGCCGCGGCGUGUGCGCCGAGCGGUACUCACGAGAGAUCUUCGAGAAGACCAAGCAACUCCUUUUUCGAGGGGCCCAGGCCUACAUGGACCACGUGUGGGAGGAAGGCUGUGCCAUUGUUGACCUGCCGGAGUCCCCAAAGCCCAGCCCCACGGAGGCCUCUCGGGCUGCACGUGGGCAGAUGCUAAUCGGAGCGGACGGCCGACUGACCAGAAGCCGAGCCCAGGCCUCUGAAGCUGACGCGUCCGGGACGGCGUCCGGAGCCUGCUCCUCGUGCGUGCGAGCCGUGGAUGGGAAGGCAGCGUGUGGCCAGUGUGAGCGUGCCCUGUGCGGGCUGUGCGUGCGCACCUGCUGCGGCUGUGGGGCUGUGGUCUGCGCGCUGUGCGCCCUCGUGGACUGCAGUGACGUCCACGAGAAGGUGCUCUGUGCCAGCUGUGCCAUGUUUGAAGCCUGAGGGCCGUGCAUGGACAGCAGCCCUGCCUGGACGGCUGCACCGGUGUCAACCUGGAGAAGCGGGGCAGGCGGGCGGGGCGGCCUUGCAUUUUAUAUUUUGUACUCCUGAGGAUAGAGAUGAAUAAACCCCUUUAUAUUUGGACA
Messenger RNA from Ceratotherium simum simum (southern white rhinoceros), 690 nucleotides. It is a transcript of the gene SIVA1, whose product is annotated as SIVA1 apoptosis inducing factor. Gene Ontology annotation, biological process: extrinsic apoptotic signaling pathway. The record is from RefSeq and is a predicted model, not a curated record. Gene Ontology annotation, molecular function: CD27 receptor binding. Lineage: Eukaryota; Metazoa; Chordata; Mammalia; Perissodactyla; Rhinocerotidae.